Messenger RNA from Anisakis simplex (herring worm), 1038 nucleotides. NCBI's taxonomy places the organism in Eukaryota, Metazoa, Nematoda, Chromadorea, Rhabditida, Anisakidae. The record is from the annotation of a GenBank genome assembly.
AUGCUCAACCGCGUAAUCGGUGUUAUUCGUACCAAAACUAAUCAUUUUGAAGUGUUGCACCGUGAACUAUCUAGAGCGUUUGGUCGCGAAAGUGCUCAAGCAAUAAUGGAUGGACUUAAGAAUACUCAGCCGUCUACAUCUCUAUCCUUUAUGAAUAAUACGACAUUAACUUCAUAUAAGAACAAGCUAAGACCAUUGGCUGGCAAGAAAAUUAUAUUAGAUUUGGAAAGUGGAGCACAUCGCGGAAUAUUACAGAAAGACAUCGAGCGAUUGGGUGGUUCAGUUGUGGAUGCAUACGAUGAAGAGCAGGGCAGACCACUUUGUAUCGUAUCCGAUUAUCCUCAUGUUGAACUACUCGAAAAAUCAAAUCGUUCUAAACUUUCAUCAAAGUUUAUAUCGAGUUUGCCGUUGAUGUUACGUUGUGCAGUUCAAAAUGGUGUUCGUAUACGUUCAUAUCUGUCCUUUAAAGCUACCAUCGAUCAAUUAAAAAAGAAAGUUCGCAUAGAUAAAAAAGUUGAUCAUGCACCGGUCAAAGCACCACAGGUUUCUGUGCGACAGCUGCUGCCUCCGUUCACGAAACUAGAGGAUGCUGAUGGACUUUAUGCACCAUCAUUUAAAGAAUUCAUCCGACCCAACAACUUUAUACCAAUUUAUUUGGGUAAAUCAUCAGGGAAGUCAAUUUUUCAUAAAAUAACACGUGAAGCUGAAGAACGAAGAAAAAAAGAAGAGAAAGAAACAAAGGUUCGCCGACCGCCACGACCGAAAACGCAGACUUGUAGUGGUUUUUGUGAGAUUUGCGGUGUGACUUGUGAAAACCUCCUUUUGCAUUAUACAAGCCGUGAACAUCAGCAACGAAUCAGUCAGCCAGGAUUUUAUUGUGAAGUGGAUGCUUUAUGUGGUUCAUAUACUGAGAAUAUUGUCGUUCCAAAUAUACCUCUACAAAAGAGACGUGAAAAGAGUCCGGUUAAUAUGACCAAACAAUUCGACCCAUACAAUGAUACCGAUUCGGGUGACUUAUUGCGUCAAGCGGAUGGAUGA